Molecule: messenger RNA, 1214 nt
Organism: Paramormyrops kingsleyae
Lineage: Eukaryota; Metazoa; Chordata; Actinopteri; Osteoglossiformes; Mormyridae
Gene: nup37
Product: nucleoporin 37
Cellular component (GO): nuclear pore outer ring
Molecular function (GO): protein binding
Source: RefSeq, a predicted model, not a curated record
UAAAAGCCCCCGCGUGCUCACGCUUUGACCAAUAAGCACGAAGAGCCCUUUAACCCGGAAGUGAACCCGGGCACCAAUGACAAUUUGACCAUUUCAAGUCUGAACCCUAGCCGCGUGUAGCAGGUGAUCUGGGACUGAGAGCCCUGGAGCUGGGAAGCAGGAUGAAGCAGGAGGCGGCGCACAGCGCCAGCUACACAGUGCCGUGCGAGGACUACGUGAACGUGGUGGAGUUCAGCCCCUUCCAGAGCGGCGUGGCUGGCAACCUACUGGCUUAUGGGGGGAACCAGCACGUGGUGGUGGGUGCCUGCCGCUUCCAGGAGGAAGACGCGGAAGUGGAGGGGGUAGAGUUCACCACACUGCGCGUUUUUCAUCAUGGGGUGCCAGUGGAUGGUCUCGCCUGGAGCCCCGAAUCCCGAUUGGACCAUUUGCCCCAGCUGAUCAGAUUUUGCACAGCAGCGGUGGACUGGAAGCUCAGGCUGUUGACGUCAGACCUUCAAGACAGACAUGAAAUGCAGGUGAUGGAAGGUCACACCGACUACAUUAACGACCUGGUGUUCGAGCCCUCGGAGGGGAAGCAGCUCGCCUCUGUCAGCGAUGAUCUCACCUGCAGGCUCUGGGAUCUGGAAGGAAACCAGACGGCCUCAUUCCUCCUGCGCUCCCCAGGGAUGAGUGUGUGCUGGCACCCAGAGGAGGUCUACAAGUUGAUGGUGGCAGAGAAGUGCGGGGUGGUGCGCUUCUACGACCUGCUUACCCAGCAGGCCAUUCUCUCCCUGGACAGUGGGCAGACUCCUCUCAUGUCUGCUGACUGGUGCCUCACCAACACUAUCAAGGUGGGAGCUGUGGUCGGUAACGACUGGGUCAUCUGGGACAUCACCCGCUCCAGUUACCCCCAGGAGAAGAGGCCGGCCCAUGUUGACAAGGCCCGACUCUUCAGGUGGUCCAAGGCCAAUGAGAAUCUAUUUGCCACCACAGGAUGCCCUGGAAAGAUCAACAGCCAACUGCUGGUGCAUCACUUGGGUCACCCACAGCCUGUCAUGAUUGGCUCCUCAGUGGUUGGGGCGGGGCUAAGUUGGCACAGAACCCUCCCACUCUGCGUGAUUGGGGGAGACAGGAAGCUGUCCUUUUGGCUGACGGAAAUGUAGAGUAACCUGCUGUAUAAUGUCUUUGUUCAUAGAAAAAAAAAAUCAAUAAAGUAUUAUUUUGUAUGUACCACA